GCUUUUGUUAUUUCCGUACACGUUCAUAUUAGUUUCUUACGAAUCUUGUGCCUUUUGUUUCACUCCAGGUCAAAAAAUGCAUCAUAAAUCGUCUUCCUCUGUACAGCAGAAAGGUGAUUUUCUAUCUGUUAGCAUUGGUGAUGCUGUAACUUUAGAAUGUCCUCAAAAAGGUCAGACGUUAAAACGAAUCUUCUGGUCCAAGAAAAGUUUUGGACGAAAACCUGAACUUAUAUGCAGUUUCUAUGUGCACAGCACAGAAGUGGAAUUUUUUGGUGAAUUCAAGAACAAUCAACGCUUCAUACUGGACACAGAAAACAAAAAUCAUCAUUUGAAGAUUUUUGAUAUUCAAUUUUCAGAUUCGGCUACUUAUAACUGCAUCCAUUCGGAUAGUUACAUACUUACAUUUUUGGAGAGCUAUAGUGUCCUUGUAAAGAACUCUUCUUCUUACAUCCAGACUUCAGUGGAUCAGUCGUCCUCUGAGAACAUCCAUGCAGGAGACUCUGUGACUCUGAACUGUACAGUACACACUGGGAGCUGUGAUGGAGAACACAGAGUUUACUGGUUCAAAGACUCUGAAGACUCUCAUCCAGGACUCAUUUACACUCAUGGAGGCAGGAAUGACCAGUGUGAGCAUAAGAAAACACAGCCUCACAGUUGUGUCUAUGAGCUGCUCCUGAAGAACCUGACUCGGUCUCAUGCUGGGAUCUACUACUGUGCUGUUGCCUCAUGUGGACACAUUCUGUUUGGAAAAGGGACCAAACUGGACCUCAGAGGUGAGUUUAACCUUGAAGACUCAAGUAACUGGAUGAAGCAAUUUUCGGAUUAAUUUAAAAACAAAUAAAUGUGCUUUUUUUCUUUCUUCCUAGUUUCUGAAACAGACAUUCUUCUGAACUCUGUGAUUCUUCAGACUUUGGUUGGAUUAUUGACCUUCCUGAGCGUUCUUGUUGUUUUUCUGCUUUUUCUUCUGUGGAAGAUCAACAAGAGAAACAACUGCAUCUCCACAGGUAAACAAACUUAUUUCACUAGUAAACAAAUACAUUCUUUGAGUAAAACUUUUCUAUAUUUCAUAACCAGAAGAAAGAUCAUCUGCUGACCCCUUAAGAAGCUCAGAGGUGAGACUCAACUCUCUUCAGUUAUCAAGUUCAUCUUGGAUUCACACUAAGUUCACAACUGUGAUCCUUUUCUGUGAAUUUGGUUUCAGGCUGAGAACAAAGACACAGAAAACCUCCAUUAUGCUGCUAUAAAUGUGAAGAGGUCCAGCAGAUCAAGACAGAAGAACGGCUCCAACGCAGACUGUGUUUAUUCCAGUGUGAUACAACAGAACUGAACCUUUAAGUCAAGGAGGGAGUUUUUUUUUUUUACCAUUAAAACACUGUAUUUUGUAGAUAGUUUUGUUUUAUUGUAAAUGUAAUUCAUUUUUAACCUAUUUUUUUUUAUGUUUUUGUUUUAUCUGAGAUUUAAAAAUCUAGUCUUUGACUAAAUGUGACUGAAGUCUAUCUGAUAGAAUGAUAUAAAGGCAAAAUUUAUAAAAUUUGAAUUUUUAGACAUUGCACUGUGGGGUAAUAGUUAGCAGUCUCGCUUCACAGUGAGAUUUGAUGAUUUGAUUUGAAUCCCAGCUGGGUCUUUCUGUGUUGAGUUUGUAUUUUCUCCUCCUACUACAUCUGUUGAUUUUCUCAUUCCAGGACAGAUUCCUUUCAAUUAAGUAUUUUAAACUCUCCCUCUUCGUGAACAUGAGUGUGUGUGUGGUCUUCUGACAGACUGGCAAGCGGCCCAGGGUGUACCCUGACUUCACCCAACAGUAGCUGGGAUAGGCUCAAGCAGCCCCAUGAUCCAUUGUAAUAAAGUACAUCAUGUUAAAUGUUAUUUCAAUGAGCCCAUAAUCAUAAGAGCAAAUUUCAGUGAGUCACUUUGUCACAAUGUUUCUUUACAUUUGUCUGCGGCUCAUUGGUUGCAACGUUUCUAGUCUGUUUGCAUCAUGUAAUGCCUGACUGUGGUGGGUGUUUUGGGUCAGGUGUUCUGCUCCGAACAUGGAGCCUAUUCAGAAUAAGGGCACUCAGAGUGAACUGGAUCUCAGUCCUAUUGGAAAAGGACCAAGACUACCUCAAAAGAUUGGUCAGGGAGCGGUUCCUGAUCUUA
This is a messenger RNA of Oryzias melastigma (Indian medaka), 2136 nucleotides long. RefSeq lists its product as uncharacterized. Bases 77 to 826 code for a protein of 249 amino acids. The transcript has a single exon. The record is from RefSeq and is a predicted model, not a curated record. Gene Ontology annotation, biological process: response to bacterium. NCBI's taxonomy places the organism in Eukaryota, Metazoa, Chordata, Actinopteri, Beloniformes, Adrianichthyidae.